Molecule: messenger RNA, 3456 nt
Organism: Aspergillus pseudoviridinutans
Lineage: Eukaryota; Fungi; Ascomycota; Eurotiomycetes; Eurotiales; Aspergillaceae
Exons: 7
Coding region: 1-3456 (1151 amino acids)
Molecular function (GO): protein binding
Source: RefSeq, a predicted model, not a curated record
AUGUCAUUCCUUCGAAAGGUUUCAGAAAAGGUCAAGGCGGGAUUCGGGUCUUCGCGAAACGUAAAUGGUGGUUCCGAUUCGCGUAAAAAAGCACUUCAGAUCAGACCUCUUGAAGAAACGUCCGAUCGAAAGGAAUUCAGCUAUAAUACGAAGCAACAAGCGAACGAUGAGACAUCUGUGUCUAUUACACCGAUGGGAGACAGGACUAAAAAUCCUAAGGUCGGAGAAUCCACGCCGCCCGCUAAAUCCGACGGAACAGCGAAAGAGGCGACAGGGGCAUUGAAGCCCAUCUCUGAGCUCUGGGACGAGGCGUUCAGCGAGUUGAGUAAAAAGGAUCCGGACCUUGUCAAAGACUACGAGGAUGAGGUUUACGAGAGCCUGCAGCCAUCAACGGCGAAUGGAACAAGUAGUAGUUCUCGACUUCAGCAGAUGGAGGCCCUGAUUGAUCUGAAGAUACAAGAAGUGGAUAAUGGCAGGUGGAAGGUGCGCUUUAAGGACCACGAACUCGCGGUGAAGGACCUGGUGGAGCCGGUCGUGGGGAUCGUUCAGUGGGCAAAGGACUAUGUGGGCACAGCUCUUGAGGCAUCUCCCACAGCAUCAUUAGCUUGGGGCGGACUAUUCCUCAAUCCUUCCACCCAAGAAGUCACUCGUGUGCAAGGUUUGAACGAGAUCGCAAGCAUCCUAAGCCGCUGUACUGUGAGGGAAUCUCUCUACCGCCACCGUUACGAGUUGAACGAUGAAAGCUCCAAAGUGGGAGAUUUUAAAUCUUCCCAUUUAGCCUACCGGGGGGCUAUCAAAGCCCUCUAUGUAGAAAUGCUAAAGUUCCAAGCCACUACCGUUCGAUACCUGUCCAGAAACACCUUUCGACGCGUUACUGCGGAUAUGGUAAAAUGGGAUAAAUGGGAUGGCUUGCUUGGGCAAAUCAAGCAACAAGAAACCAAUCUUAUACAGAUGGAAGACCAAUGGAAGCUGGUAAAGGAGGAAGAACGAUACGACCUGCAGAAGAAACAACACGAGAACCACAUGAAAAUGCUGCAGGCAGUGGAUGAGGAAAUCAUCCGCGUAAAAGAGGUCAUUGCGAAAGCUCAGCGAGACGAGAAUCGAUUAGAGUUAUUGAGAUGGCUCUCUGAAGUCGACCCGUCCCUGGACUACAAUCACGCCCGGAACUUGCAUGCAGAGUCCACCGGCGACUGGCUGCUGAAGGAGAACGAGGAGUUCAGACUAUGGAAAGGAACACCUAAUUCUUUCCUCUGGCUGCAUGGAAAAGCUGGGGCCGGUAAAUCAUUCCUGAGUUCCAUCGUGAUCGACCACCUCAAGGACCCAGAUCCACACAGCGCAUUGGCGUAUUUCUACUUCACCUUCCGUGAUCCCCAGAAGCAAGACAGCGAAAAUAUGAUUCGCUCGCUAAUCCGCCAACUCUGUGGGGGGCGACCUGACACUCCCCAAGCGCUGUCAGAGCUGGGCACCUACCGCGACCGUAAUCAGCAGCCCGACCUCGACACGCUAGAGGCCACCCUGCGAGCCGCUACAGUGGGUUUCCAGAAGAUCUACAUGGUCGUAGAUGGUCUUGAUGAAUGUCCCUUAGCUGGAAACAAGCGAUCCGAUGUUUUGAAACUUCUCAAGCGUAUCCGCAGUUGGGAUCUUGAGGCUCAACAAGAGCAAAUAGACAAGGACAUCAGCACCUUUAUCGAUCAACAGCUCUCCCUUUCGGAUUUUCCAUCUUGGCCUACCGAGACAACAGAUAAUAUCAGGAGAACUUUGGUCAAGAACGCUUAUGGGAUGUUCCAAUACGUCAGCCUCCAACUCGAGGCGCUCAAAACCGCGCAGUCACCCAACGCCGUCGAAAGGGCACUUAAAGACCUGCCAGUUGGCUUAGACGAGUCGUAUGAACGGGCUCUCCUACGCAUCGACCCUAAUCACAGAGUCAAGGCGCUCCGCGCGUUACAGUGGCUGUCAUUCUCCCUCCGCCCCCUCUACCUAAGCGAGCUCUCCGAGGCAGUCAUCGUUGACAAGGAUCUACCCGCAACGGAAUGCUUCAACGCAAACGACAGGUAUUACAACCUGUUAGACGUAGCCACCUUGCUUCCCGGCCUCGUGACCGUCACCCGGCGGACGGCCACCGAGCCGACCCUGUUGAAUAUGUCCCUUUUCAAGCCCCCCAUCCAGCAGAACCUCUUCGACCCCGGCUUAGCAACAAUCCGAUUCUCCCAUUUCUCAAUCAAGGAAUAUCUAACUUCAGCACGCAUCCUGGAGGGUCCGGCGUGCGGCUUUGCCAUGAUCGAGAAUCGAUCGCACACUCUCAUAGCUGAAACCUGUCUCAAGUACCACCUCUACGUCUCCGAGGUAGCGAUCCCUGCCAGCGACCUGUUCACCGUGAAGGAGAAUCACCGGUUCUGGCACAAUUACGCUAGAUUCUACGGACCGCAACACGUAGAAUUAGUGGGGCAAGGAAAUGAUUGGAGUCCACAACUUCGCGACCUCUUUCGACAGUGCUUCGACCCUCGAAGCGAUUCCUUCCAGUAUUUACUCGAGGAAUUCUCCCCAAGGCAAGUCUACGAAUUGCGCGGCAGAUCCAGAUUUGUUUCGUACGAGGUUUCAUCCUCACUGUAUUACGCGGCGAGUUUCGGAUACGUGCAUCAAGCAUCCUAUAUAUUGGAGAACGGAAUUGCGGACAUCGAUGAAAUUGGAGGCACCUACGGCACGGCGAUCAACGUGGCUUCAAAUCAGGGCCACGAAGCCGUUGUACGGCUGCUACUUAAUGCCGGUGCUAAUCCGUACCUAGGUAACAACAAUUAUCGCUGUGCGCUAGAGGCAGCCAUCUCAGCGGGUAAAGGUUGGUGCGUGGAAAUUCUGUUGGAAAUGCCAGACGUGUUUGAGCAGUGUCGGAAGGUCCAGUACUGGCCAGUGGUUGACGCAGCGAGCCACGACGAGGUAGAGAUCCUAGCUCUUCUACUCCACCGAGGGGCGGACGUCGAAGACCAUCAGCCAGGCGGGGAGACAGCACUGCAGAAGGCAAUUCAACGGUACCGACAUCGGGCUCGGGAUUUCUUACUCAAGAAAGGGGCGGAUGUUAAUGCGCGGGGAGGGGAAUUAGGCACUGCGAUAUGCUAUGCAGCUUUCGACCUGAAUCUGGAUUCGUUGAAAGUCCUUUUCUUCCACGGAGCCGCGCUGGAUCUGCCGGGAGAAGCAUGGGACGAUCUUGUGAGACCUGCAACGCAGUUACCAGACGGGCUUUAUUAUAUAUCAAAGCUUGAGGAACUACGGGAAAUGUUCGCGGAGGCACGUCGCCGGCCACAAGGCAUCACUGAGAGGGAGGUGGACCAUUAUCUGCAAGAAUUGUUUGUGGACCGUUUGCCUUUGGAGGUGAUCGACCCUGAAGUAGAGGCACUAACAGCAUUAACCCAAUUUCCCAAUGUGGUUGGUCAAUAUCAGGAUACAGCGAUAGAUUUCUCGUGA